Messenger RNA from Cutaneotrichosporon cavernicola, 417 nucleotides. RefSeq lists its product as uncharacterized. The transcript has a single exon. The record is from RefSeq and is a predicted model, not a curated record. The coding region runs from base 1 to 417 and encodes 138 amino acids. NCBI's taxonomy places the organism in Eukaryota, Fungi, Basidiomycota, Tremellomycetes, Trichosporonales, Trichosporonaceae.
AUGAAGAACUCUGGCAUACACCCCGCGAACCGGGACGAGCCACCGACGUACGAGGAGGCGACGUCCAACAUCGACUUGCGGGUCGUUGCAGCGCCCGCCUCGCCCCACGAUCCUCCUGCAGAGGCAACCCCAGUGGCCGACCAGGGCGUAACUUGUCACCUCACCUCGGCAGCUGCAAGCGUACGCACUGACCUCGGGUGCGCCGCGGUCGAUGUGAAGCGCGAGCUAAAGGUGGCGGGGGAGGAGGUGGCCAAGGAGUUGGCGGACGCGUAUACCGAGGUGCAGAAGGGGAUUGCCGAGGUCGGGCGGAGUUUGUUUGGCUUCGGACAGGGGCCGUGUCCCUCUCGCUCAAAGUGCAACCGGCGCUCGAGUUGCGGUCGUUCGCUCACGGGCUGCAAGCGCAAGGAGAAGUGCUAG